AGUUAACUUUCUUGAGAAAAUGAUUAUUUUGUGUGUUAUUUCUAAGCCAAAGAAACACAGUCAUUAACACUAGAAUUGUAUCAUAAAAAUGAUACAAUUUAUGUUGUUAAGCCUGGAUAAUGAGCGUGGGAGGCCAGUUCUGGAGAGGCAUAAAAGAUUGCCAGAUCACGUCUAAAGAGCUGUAUCUUUUACUUGGAGAGAAUUGCCAGAGACGCGGGAUCGUUACAACACGGUGGUAGUUGUGUUCAUAAUUGGCUUUGGGAAUUCAGUGUUUAAAUUAGUGACUCAGACUGGAGUUACUGGGACUUUUUGCUGUGCCUCUCGCAAUCGAUGCCCUGGCUAAGGAGAACGGUUAGCCUGUAAAUUGAAGCCUAACUCAACUGAAAGUGUACCUUUCUGAUUCCUGAUUUUGGAUUAUAAAAUAUUAUUGUCAAGUCUCCGUCUGUGAAAAUAGAAUUUGCGUUUUCAUCUACUUUUCGGAGCCCCCACCUCCCCACCUGGAUCCACCAUGUUUAUAUUGCAUAACCACUGUGAAAAAAACCCUGUUUAUUAGGAAAUGUACUCGGGGUAGUACAAAAAAACAUACUGUAUUUUACACAACAGGUGACAAUAUGAAAUAUCAUUUGAUAGUUUACAUAACACUUAUAUAACACUAUAAAUAACUGGUAAUGCUUUAAAGUAUUUUACUGUGUCAAGCUAAAAAAACAUUUUUUGCAAAUUCAUGAGCACCUGCAUGUGAUACAGCUGCUGAAUAGCAAUUAUAGCCUGAUAUGGGGUUUCCUUUUCUUUUACACAGACAUUCAGCUGGUAACCACUGAGUUGGGGAAGGAUGUUUCUCUGCACUGCACUAAUCGAACAUGGAGUGAAAUCAUAUUUGAAACAUGGAAGAUAAGGAAGACAAAUGGAGCUGAGUGUCAAAUUGCUGUUAGGUUUGAUCAGACUGAUACAAACAGCACUUGUGAAGACAGAAUAACAAUUCAGAGUACAAGUGAAAACAGACCAUUUCUUCAUGUAUCACAUUUUAAUAAUGCUGAUGAAGGGAAUUAUACAUGUGAGUCGGCUUACAAUGGUGGAAUGGACACAGUGCAGUUUAAUGUAUCCAUUAUUGAUAAUGGAACUGAGCCUCCUGCAGAGUCAGGUUCAGGAUUGGUUACCAUUCUUUUAGCAAUAUUGGCUUUUAUAAUAAUUAUACUUAUUACUUCUUUCUUUUUCAAGAGAAUACUUUUAGUUGUACUCAGAAGCUGCUGUAAGUCAGCCAUUCCUGCAACAAUAUCAUCCAACAAACAGGAGUGUGAAGAAUUUGAACCAUAUGAAAUCUAUGUGGAAAAGAUGAACUACAUCUACAGCUGAUCAGAAGAUGUGUGUGAAAUGGAAUAACCUAAACUACAGCAGUUAAACAAAAACUUGACCUUGGAUUUUUAUUCACAAGUAACAAAUGAUAUUCUCCUUGAAGUAACAAAAACUCAUAUUAUAAUUUCCCCCCUGAUUUUCUCCCAAUUUGGAAUGCCCAAUCGCUUUUUCCAUCACCGCAGCAAUUCCCCACAUGGCUCAGGAAAACUAAGGGUUCAGUGGGCGUCCUCUGAUAUCACGACCAAUCAAACUUCCUUUUUCACUCAAGAGUGGAUGUCAGAGAACUACCGACCUCUGGAGGACAAAGGCCAACCCUGCAGGUGUCUGCCUUUGAGUUCACUGGGUGCCUGGCCAGCAGGGUUUGCUGUAGCGCAAUGAGGAGAAACAUUCCCUGCCGGUUUUGCCUGCCUAACCCAUGCGAGCGCCAGUGCCAAUGCAACACUCUCUUCUGAGUCUCCAGCAAAGACCGGCCUACUUUACACAGCCAGAACGUGGACCUGCUCUGUAUGACUCACCCUGCGCACCAUGUGCCUGCACUUCUACCAGGUGAGCCACUCGGGGACCCAUAACAAAAUGACUUGAUCUUACUGUAUAUAUGUAAAAGAAAAAUGAAAAAAAAUAUGGAAUAAUGCCCUCUCGACUGAUCAAGCUCCUCGACUGCAAAGAGUGGGGACCUGUUCAAUGCAGCUCCUUUGUUCCCAAAUUUUUACUAAAAGAUGUGACUGUCCAUUAUAGACAGAAGUGUGUGUAUAUGUAAAGUUUAUUGGUGCAGUUUCAUUAUUAUUGUGAAUGUGUAUGUAUCCACAGUAUCUAAACAUUAGCAAAUGUUGUUUUUUUAAUGUAGUGUUUUGAAUGAUAAUUGGCAUGUAAUACAUCAAUGUUGAUAACAAAGCAAACAGGAACUACACACACCGCAAGUGAGCAGGGCACAAGAAACACAGGCUUGUUUCCAUGAGCAUCACCUCAAACUCAACCAGAUUGGACUACUGGAACUCCCUCCUUGCUGGUUUCCCUGCAUUGGCUAUGUGCCCCCUUCAGCUCAUUCAUAAUUCUGCUGCUCGUCUUGUAUUCUCCCAAUCCCAGCCUCGCUGCUCUCAUGCUACCUCUCUGCUUCACACCCUACACUGGAUCACCUAUCUCUGCUCACAUAAUAAUAAUAAUAAUAAUAAUAAUAAUAAUAAUAAUAAUAAUAAAGUGCUGCAGCAUUAAACAUCAAAGCGUCUCGUGUGUAACAGCUGAGACCUGAACACACAGGUCACACUUUAUAUUAGGAAUGGGUUUGGGUAUGAGACUGUUGUUUUAUUAUUUUGGUUUCCUGUUAGCUCAUGCAAUUGUGGCCUCCUAAAGAGAUAUUAUUUUUAGAGACAUGUGAGAGACUUGCACAGGUCUCAAGAAACUCUAGAUCAAUACUGUAGUAAUGGUAUGGUCACAUUAAAUAAAAAUAAGCUCCCUAUAAAACAGAUUUGUGAGUGGAUUAGGAGUUGCACUUAACAUAUAACGAUAUGGGUAAGUGAGAAUUCUACGUUGUGGAAGAACUAGGACCCACAUAUCCAUAUAAAUGCUUUAAAAUCCUUACAUGACCCGGUUUCACAAAAAUAUUUUGGUCACUCUGGAAUCUGUUUUUCUUGCCCAAACUGUAUAUAAAAUAAUAUAAUUAUUGAUCAGUUAAUGCAGGUUUAAAUGUUGGCUACAAGAAAUAUGAUGACUGGGUUCUCCACCUAUAAAACACAUACAUUGAAGGAAAGUUUUUUUUAAUGGUGAUGAUCUGCUCUAUAUCUAUCAUAACUCAAUAAUAUAAUUUGAGAAUUAAUGUAGGUCUUAAGUACAUUUCAAACUAUGAAAAUGAAGAAAAUAUGAAAAUAGGAAAAAAAUUGUUUAAAGGAUUUCAUAGACAGGUGAGUUUUUUUUCCAAAGAGAGAGGUUGUGGAUGUCAU
Messenger RNA from Acipenser ruthenus (sterlet), 3284 nucleotides. RefSeq names its product cell surface glycoprotein CD200 receptor 1-A-like. The coding region runs from base 1075 to 1350 and encodes 91 amino acids. Gene Ontology annotation, molecular function: signaling receptor activity. The transcript has 4 exons. Gene Ontology annotation, biological process: regulation of neuroinflammatory response. The record is from RefSeq and is a predicted model, not a curated record. NCBI's taxonomy places the organism in Eukaryota, Metazoa, Chordata, Actinopteri, Acipenseriformes, Acipenseridae.